AUGCAACAUAUUGCGGCAUUAGAAAUAUUUGAUUAAGCUAUUUAAAAAUGCCGUUCUGAUAUUAUUAAAUACCAAAUUUAAAGUGAAAAGCUAUUCUUAUUUGUAUUGGUUUGGAUCUUAGAGAAGAACCAUCUAUUUGCAUACAGUUUUACAUAGAAUCACAUUAAAAAAAGUUAAAAUGAAUUGUGCAAAGCUAUUUUAAAUCAGAUAAAUGUUAAAAAUAACAAAUAUAGUCAUUAAAACCUCAUCAAGCAAAAUGAAAGGGAGAGCAAAUAUUUGAAAUUUAAUAAAGAAUCGCAAUCAAGAAAUUAAGAUAAAAAACAUUGGCCUGAUAAUUGUAAUAUUUAAUUAGAUCUACAAUCAGCUAAUCCUCAAGAUUAAAUAAUUUAAGUUUUAAACGAUUAGAGUUACAAAUAAAAUGAAUCAAAGUCUUCUCCAUAUCAAAGAAAAAUAGAGAAAGGCCAAGAUAAUCUUAGAUGCCCUUCUCCUCUAGAUGAAUCUUGUUUAAUUUUCUCAGAAAACAAUAUAAGAAAGAGAAUGGCUUUGAGUCUUUCAAGAGAAGAAGAAUAAGUUUAGUUACAAAGUGGAAAUACUCUAAAAGGAGAACAAAAUAAAUAAAAUGAAAGCAAAUAAGUGGUUCCUAUCUAAUUCAAAUUUGCUAUUGAGCGUGAUAAAAUUUAUGAACAAAAUCUUAACUUACUUAAACAAUGCCCUGAUAUAUUUGAUAUCAGCAUUCAAUAAAAAAAUGAACCACAAUCAAAUUCUAAAAAUAGCCCUGCCAUAAAUAAGAAUCAAAAAAUAUUAAAUUCAGAAGAAAAUAAAAAUGUGCCUCAAAAUAUUUCAAAAAUCGAACAUUUAUUUAAUUAAUUUAAUAAUGGUGGCAUGAAAGAUCAGUAGAAGUAGCAAAAGCUAUACGCCCAAAUAAAUUCUAACUUAAAUUAAGGAAUAAAUUCUACAACUACACCACUUUUACCAUCAACAGUAAUUAAUACUCCCUACCAAAUUGACAAUUCAUACUAAUAAUAAAAUUAUGGAUUAAAUAUAAAUAAUCCUUGUUUGAUCGGCUAAUUUGGAAAUGUAGAAAACACUCACGCUUAUAUUCAUAAUACCAAUCGAGUACCAGUAACUGCUUCAUAGUUCUAACAAAUCCCUAUUAAUCCUAAUACAACCUCAAGCAAUUAUUCCUCUGCUAGUAAUAUUUCUUCUCAAAGAAGUAUGAAUAACAGCAACAGUAAUUGCAUUUAGAAUUAGCAAUAUUCUUAUGAAUAAGAAGCUUCUUUUCAUUAUGAUCCUUUAAAAAAGCAAUUAAAUGGAUUAUUUUAGUAAUACUCAAAUAAUCAGCAACAACCUUCGCCGAAUCAAUAAAAAAUAAACUCUCCCUCCCCUUCUGAAAUAAUUUUAGCUAAAAAUACUUUUUUGACAUCUAAUUAUUAACUACCCUCUUCUCAUCAACAAGAAUAAAUCCCUAUGUAAUAAUAUUGCAAGAUUGUGAACUCAGCAGAAAUAAAUUUAUCUCAAAAUUUAAAUAACCAAAAUUCCUCACAUUAAACCAAAAUAGAUUAAAAGGAUGAUCAUUCAUGUGACACUCAGAAAUCAAAUAUUAUUGAUAGCAAUUUGAUGAAGGCCGUUUCAGAAGAAAUAGAAAGCGUGAAUAACACUAGUAUAAUCAGUGCAACUAAUAACAAUAACUAAAAUUCUAGCACUUCCAAAAAAUAAAAAAAUAAAUAAAAUAAAAUACCAAGUGAUGACACAUACAAUUAUGUUUAAUAACUAUUCCAAAUAGAAGCAAAUGACCAUAACCACUCAAAUUCUAAAAUUUUACAAAAUAGCAACAAUGUCUAAAAUGUAAAUAUGAUUUCAGAAAAAUAAAAAUUAAUCGACGAAAAUCCUAUCUCGAUGAGCUCUUUUAACUCAAAUUCUUCUACUUCUCUAAAACAAAAAAAAUCUCUAAGUAAUGCUAUAGAAGACGAUGCUGCUAUGGCAGAAAAGUCAAAGUAGAAGCUAAAAGAAAAGCAGCUUUUAUAUUUGUGCAAAGAAUUGUCUUAGAACAAAAAAGUUUAGUCUUUAGAAUUAAAGGAAGAAAAGAAUAAAAUCACUUCAGAUAUUAAUUAUAGUUAGAGCUCUUAUAUUAGAUAAUAAUGUGCUAUGAAUGUGUCAGAAGAAGGUGAAGCAAAUCCAAUUUUUAAUUUUUCAAGUAAAAAAAGAUUAAGUCUAAUAUUGUAAUAAAGUCUCAUUUCAAAAAUAGAAGAAGCUCAUCAAGAUUUUUCAACUCCAAAAAAUGUAGAAUAUGAAACCUGCUCUUCGUUAGAUAUAAAUGAAUAGUGA
Messenger RNA from Tetrahymena thermophila SB210, 2325 nucleotides. RefSeq lists its product as hypothetical. The transcript has 3 exons. The record is from RefSeq and is a predicted model, not a curated record. NCBI's taxonomy places the organism in Eukaryota, Ciliophora, Oligohymenophorea, Hymenostomatida, Tetrahymenidae.